GGCCGGCGGGCGGAUCUCAUACUAUACUAGAAGUAAAUAAAUACAAGAACAAAUAAAUAAAUAAACAAACAAACAAACGAUAAAACGAUUAAAAAAAAAGAUAAAGUAACCCUCCAUUAGUUUUGGCAUUUUACUCUCACCUUUGGUGGAUUCAUAGAGCCGAGAAGUGCAAAUAUUUCUCCGGCUCACCCGUGUCCACAGAUGCCCUCCGCGACGAACGGCAACGGGACCGUUCAGUCUUCCAGCCCGGACGUGGGAUCCGCUCCUGGCCAGUUUGCCAUCGCCGGGCAGUCCUCCGGCGCUCAGACCGAGGCCAUGAAGCAAGUGCUGGGUGUCAUCGACAAAAAAGUACGGAACAUGGAAAAGAAAAAGGGCAAGCUGGAUGACUACCAGGCCAAGAGAAACAACGGGGAGCGCCUCAAUCAGGAUCAGCUGGAAGCCUUGUCCAAGUUCCAGGAAGUGACCCAUAACCUGGACUUUGCUCGGGAGCUGCAGAAGAGCUUCCUGGCGCUGGGCCAAGACGUCCAGAAGGCGGUGAAGAAGGCGGCUCGGAGGGAGCAGCUGCUCCGUGAGGAGGCGGGGCAGCGGCGGCUGAAGGCGGUGCUGGAGCUCCAGUUCUUAUUGGACAAGCUUGGCGAGGACUGUGUCAGGGCGGAGCUAAAGCAGCAGGCCGGCUCCUCCCCCCUGCUCACGGACGAUGACCUCACCUCCCUGGAUGAGUUCUACAAGCUGGUGGGACCAGUGAGAGACCAGAGCGUCAGGCUGGCUGCGCAGUGUGAGGAGGCCUCUCAGCACUUCCUGGACCUGCUGGAGGGCAAGGACACGGCCGUGGCUGGAACCACCUAUAAGGCUCUGAAGGAGACCCUGGACAGGCUGCUGUGCUGCGGGUACUUUGACAGAGUGCUGUCUGACGCUGCACACCACAAUGGCCUGUGUGACGAAGAGGAGGAUGAGGAAGAGCAGCCCGCAUCUGAUCUGUCAGCUGUGCCAGAGGAGCAGCCUGCACAGACUGAAGCUGAAGCCACUGAAGAGUACACAGUGCAGCAGGUGGAGUUUGAGCCCACACAGUUUGUGAACCGACAGUUCAUUCCAGAAGCUUCCUACAGCAGCGAUAAAGAGCAGAGAGACGAGUGGGGCUCGGAACUGGAGGGGCUCAGUGCCAUCCAGCAGCGGCAGGCCACGCCCCCCUUGGCCUCGGAGCCCCUCCCCCUGAGCUCAUCCAGGCCCGUGACCCCCGCUGACCCCGUGACCCCCGCUGACCUCGGGGUGAGGAAGCAGGCUGUACAGGACCUGAUGGCUCAGAUGCAGGGCCCUUACAACUUCAUGCAGGAUUCCAUCUUGGAGUUUGACGGACAGGUCCUCGACCCCGCCAUCAUCUCGGCACGGCCAAUGAGCUCCUCCCAGAACACAGACCCCACCCAGAUGUGUCCCCCCGAGUCCCGCCUGAUGCAGCCGAGCGGCCCUGGACAGACGGACUCCACGCAGAUCCCCAUGGUCUCCCCCACACCACUCUCUACAGCGGUCCCCCACAGUACAGACCCCCGACCACAGACUGACCCCAUGGACUCCAUUCAGGUGUUUAAUGUGAGCGCCCCUGCCCCCCCCUCGGGAGAGACGGACCUGCUGCAGUACCAGGGCUUCAGCUCUCAGCCCCGGCACCAUGCGGACCCCCCCGAGACCCAGCCCGGCUUCCACCCUGCGGACCCCUCCCUCUCCAGGCCUGGGGGGCCGCAGGUGCAGGGCGGGGGACAGCCCUUCUACAGCCCCAGAACCAUGACACGGGGCCCCCGAAACUCACGCGCCGUCGCCAACGGUUACCGCGGCCCCUCCAACAGCUUCAGAGGAGGGGUACCAGCCCAACUAUAAGCGAGGACCGGGUCCGGUGGCUGGAGGUAAUGCGCAGUGGUGCGAUCCUAUUGGCCGGCUCCCGCCACCGUGAACACUGACCAAUCACCACGCUGACCAAUCACCACGCUCCUCCCCCCGCUCCCCCUCAGCGCUGCUCCCCCCGCUCCCCCUCAGCGCUGCUCCCUGCCUCUCUGAUCUAACAGUGUCCUGCUAUCACCAUGAUAUUCAAUGUUUUAAUGAGUCCAAACACGCCAAGCGUGAAGUCAUCAGCGUUCCAAGAUUUUAAGCAAGACUGUUUGGAACUAAUCUAUAUUCCUGUAAACUUGAAAAGAUUUUCAUUAAUUUAUUUUUUUGUAUAAAACAAAAUGCAAAAAAACAACAAAAAAAAACAACUUGCCACUGCUGAUCCAGUUACUGGGAGUAUAUACGUGUGUGUUUGUAUAUAAACACAUACAUGUGCAUGUGUGUGUUUGUGUAUAUACGCAUACAUGUUUUUUUUUUUUUUUCACUGCCCUUUUUGGUUCUUUUUAAAAUUCCCAGUUCCUCAGUUUGUAAAUUGUUGCUUCUUGAGAGAAAGUUUCAAUAAAGAUGUUGCUUUACCUGC
This is a messenger RNA of Conger conger (European conger), 2452 nucleotides long. RefSeq names its product caprin-1-like. The transcript has 16 exons. The record is from RefSeq and is a predicted model, not a curated record. Lineage: Eukaryota; Metazoa; Chordata; Actinopteri; Anguilliformes; Congridae. The coding region runs from base 202 to 1866 and encodes 554 amino acids. Gene Ontology annotation, molecular function: RNA binding. Gene Ontology annotation, cellular component: cytoplasm.